Molecule: messenger RNA, 516 nt
Organism: Malaya genurostris
Lineage: Eukaryota; Metazoa; Arthropoda; Insecta; Diptera; Culicidae
Gene: levy
Product: cytochrome c oxidase subunit 6A1, mitochondrial
Exons: 2
Coding region: 23-430 (135 amino acids)
Biological process (GO): mitochondrial electron transport, cytochrome c to oxygen
Cellular component (GO): mitochondrial inner membrane
Molecular function (GO): enzyme regulator activity
Source: RefSeq, a predicted model, not a curated record
GUAAACAAAGAGAAACUGUCACAUGAUAUUACGGUCUUUUCAAAAAUCAAUCGACAAUUGGAUUGGAUAUAACGAAAUGGUUUAUUCUAGUACAUAUAAAAUGUUAACCAAUCAAAUAUUUCGUCGUACCAUUUCUCAGACUGUUCAGCGCAAUGCUGUUGCUGGUCCGUCUGCAGUUUCAGGCCAUGAAGGUACAGGAGGCUAUAAAAUAUGGAAGAAACUCUCUUUUUUCGUCGCAUUUCCGGCCGUUGGACUGUGCAUGUUGAACGUUUAUUUAAAGCAUCAAGAAGAACACGGACACGCACGUCCAGAAUUUGUGCCGUAUGAACAUUUGCGUAUUCGCAACAAACGUUUUCCAUGGGGCGAUGGAAAGAAAAGUCUUUUUCAUAAUGCUCAUGUAAACCCCUUGCCAGAUGGUUAUGAAGAAUAGAAAUUUACUAGAAACUGUAGUUCGCAAAUUGAGAGAACGUAAAAUGAAAAGAACGUGAAAUAAAUAAAUCAACACUCCGAGCAAAA